AUGUUUAUAAUUGUAUUGGUUGUCCUUGCAUUAACAGAGGCGAAAUCGAUCACUCAAACAUUUACAAUGAAGUAGCUUCAGAAAUAAUAAUAUAUCCCAAUUAAUAGAUUUGGCAGUAGAGGAAUAGUAAAUUAUAAAAUAUCCACUCGUAUCAUCAAGCCUCCUAAGGAUUACGAAAAUAAAUAAUUUGAUAUAUCUUUUGAAUUUUUUUAGUAAGACCGCUGGCAGUAAGCUCUGAAAAAAGAUGAAUGUCGUAGAUAGGAUGAUGCAAACAAAAUUGUGCAUUAAACAAUAGAAGCGAAUUAGGAUUAGAAAGUCUCAACUUAAGAGGGAUAAUUGAUUUUUGGACAAUAUCAUAAUGUUUGGCUAGCAGUCUUUAAUAAUUGUUAACAUGCAAUUGACAAAGUUAUUAAGAUAAAUAAUAAAAACACAAAAUUAGAAAUCACAGUUUGGUUUUAUGAAGAGGGUGGACAAGAAUUCUCUUUAGAAGAGUAAGGACUCUUAACUGUAGUGAGCAUUUUAACAGUUUUUACAAUUAUAGGAUUUAUCUAUAAUUAUAGAAUAUUUAGAUAAGAAUAAUAAAAGUAUGGAGAAUGGGAUUAUGCUUAUUUAUUUAUACUUGUUGUAAUUGGUUUAGAGGCAUUACAAAACUUACUAAAUUUUAUGCACUUAACAGUUUAUUAUGUAAAUGGUAAAGGAAUUGGAACAUUUUCAGCUAUUUCAGAAAUCCUCUAAGUGGUUGAUAAUUUUCUUCUCAUGAUUUUAUUAAUACUGUUAGCAUGGGGAUGGUCAAUAGAAUUUAUGGAUAUGGAAGAUUGGGAUAUUUAUGUGCCAUUAGCAUUUUUGAUAGCUUUUGCUUAGGCAUUAAUAAUUGGAUUGGGAAGGUUGGUCAGCAGUCAAACAGAUAAUCAUCUUUAUGAAGGGUGGGUAGGAUACACAAUCAGUUUAAUAUAUAUUAGUCUUGCCCUCUAUUUUUAUUAUUCAACAAAUCAAAGAAAAAAGAAAGGAGAUGCUGUUGAUAACUUUUAUUUCCAAUUGAAAAUUUAUGGCAUGUUAUUUUUUCUAGCGUUUCCUUUUUUUUUAUUUGUUUCAAAACUAGUAGAUCCCUACAAGGCUUACAAAAUAAUCAGCAUCGGCAAUAUGUUUGUACGUAUGUUAAACAUCGUUUUAAUGGCAAGAUUGUUUACUGGUAAGUCUUCGGAUUAUCAAAAAAUCUGUAUUAAAGGGAAAUCCUUCUUAGAUAGAGGAAAGUUUUUAUGA
This is a messenger RNA of Paramecium tetraurelia, 1260 nucleotides long. RefSeq lists its product as uncharacterized. The transcript is spliced from 2 exons. Gene Ontology annotation, biological process: G protein-coupled receptor signaling pathway; response to pheromone. The record is from RefSeq and is a predicted model, not a curated record. NCBI's taxonomy places the organism in Eukaryota, Ciliophora, Oligohymenophorea, Peniculida, Parameciidae.